Molecule: messenger RNA, 1023 nt
Organism: Papilio machaon (common yellow swallowtail)
Lineage: Eukaryota; Metazoa; Arthropoda; Insecta; Lepidoptera; Papilionidae
Product: lectizyme
Exons: 7
Coding region: 62-997 (311 amino acids)
Biological process (GO): proteolysis
Molecular function (GO): serine-type endopeptidase activity
Source: RefSeq, a predicted model, not a curated record
UAUGUAUAUUAAAUUCUGGAAUCCGAUUCACCCACGACACACGAUUUUUUGAAUCUACAAAAUGGGGGCAGGGCAGAUCGGUGGAAUUUCGACACUAUUGGAAAUGGAUUUUAAUAAUGCCGCGGGUUUUCUCGGCCAGAAAGCCGACAAUAAUGAGGCACAAUUUAUCGUUUAUUACUUGUCGCACGCUAUGAUUUUUUGCACUGGUGUCAUAUUAGAACCCCAUGUUGUUCUCACGCCGGCGAGUUGUGUCUUCGGUGAAAAAUAUAGGUUCGAUGUAUUUGCUGGUAGCCACAUGUUUUUAGAAAGAACUGGGAUUAGUAGGACGGUGAAUAACCUUUGCAUACAUCAAGGAUACAACCAUUCGAUGCGAUGGAAAGACUGUCAGCCGGAUAACCUGGCAUUACUGAUAUUAAGCGAACAGUUUUCGUUUCAUCAGCCAGAGGAAGGUGCUGAUUAUGUCGUCAAUAAGGUCCGGUACGGAUCGGCGGCGCCUCGCGUUGAAACUAGGCACAGGGAUCGCUCUUGCCGAAUUUACGGAUGGGGAAGCAGGAGAGGCGGUUUCUUAGUCCCGGUGUUAAUUCAUCUCUAUCGAUUGGAGAUUACUCUGUUGCCGUCAAAAUAUUGCAUUAGCUUGUGGAAUUAUGACAACAGAUAUCUUUGCAUUCGUCAGCCACGUUGUAAGAAUGAUAAGUACGGAGCGUUGUGUCCGGACGAUAUUGGUUCGGUUGUCGUGUGCUCUGGCUUCGUCCUCGGCAUGAUGACGUCGCGUCUCGUCGACCGACCGUGCGGAGUCGGCUUCCUCGAUCUGACGAAGUACGCCAAGUUCCUGAACUGUGGCGUCGACGACUCGCGUGACGUUAUCGACCACGAGGCCAUCAUGGAGUUCGACUACACCACGGAACCUCUCAUGACACUUUAUACAGUUUCACCCGAUAAGGGCAAAAAGAAGAACAGUCAAAAUGAAACUGAAGAGACAACGGAAGUACCAGAAUAAAUAUUUUUAUUAAAACAAAAAAAAAU